GGUUUUGUGAGCUGAAAUUUUUACCAUAGAUACAACUCGUCGAACUCUACAAGAUAUGAUAUGAUUCGAUUAAUUUGAAGACACUUGUGUUUUUUGUGGUAGAAACUCCAUGGAAUAGGCCUGAUACGAUAUUCACCGAAAAAUCAAAUUAAGGAGUUUCGAUCUGAAAUUUUGCCCGCAUGUAGGUCUUGUGGUCCGUAUAUUAGCCUGAAAGUUUCAGCGAAAACGAAUGCAUUGUUCCCGAAAUAUUAAGUUUUCAAGAAAAGUCGAUUCUUUUGGUAUGUAUGCAACAUGGUACUGUUUUCUUGAGAUUUUAAUAUCUCGAGAAUGGCGCUUUCGUUUUGGCUGAAACUUUCAGGCUAAUAUACGAACCACAAGACCUACAUGCGGGCAAAAUUUCAGGUCGAAACUCCUUAAUUUGAUUUUUCGGUGAAUAUCGUAUCAUAGAUGAUAAACCCAGUAAAAUGACCAUAACUCGAGAAGGAAGGCGCAUGGGCCCUUGUCCUUUUGGACUUUUUCUAGUCUCAUUCUACUCUACUUAUCGGCAAAAUAUCAGUUUAAAAGCUUUGAAUCACUUCUGGGGGUUCCCUCGUAAGUUUCCCGGUCAAUAAGUCAAUUUUUACAUUUGUCGUUCAAAUUGCCUCAGUUCGACAACAUGUACUAGAGAUUCAGUGGCAGUUGUCUCUGUAUAGUUCGAAUUAUUUCAGUCAUACAAUAGAAACAAUUUCACAUCCUCAAUCUUGCCUCAUUCCCAGAAGCAUACAUGCUCCCGAAGAAAGAAUGAGAUCUCAAAAUUUUAGGUACAAGUGAUUCGCUUUUAUCUACCAUUACAAGUGAAUGGCUGCCGCACAGCUCAUGGAUCAAAAGCCAACAAUAGCUAGUAAGUUCAUGAAUAAAAAGAGAAACCCUAUGGGCAACCGGAGUUCAGCAUUUGGUUACGAUCCUGACCAAUAAAAUUUCCAGUUUUCUUAUGAUAACUUUCGAUUAAACAAGCGGAAAUAUGUCGACUACAUUAUUUUGUUGAGCAAUCUAUGCUCUUUAAAAUGCUAUCUUAAAAUUUCUGGAAACAAUUAGUCUCAAUGGAGAAACAUGUUGCACAUUGAUCGUAACCAGAAGAUUUCGUGAUUCACCGUAAGCAAUACUGCUCGCGACUAAUUUACAAUAUCUUUCCUUAUUAAGACUAAUUGUUUUCUAACAUGUAAUAUAGCUUUUUAAAGAGUAUACAUUGCUCAGCCGAGUAUUAAGAUAGACAUAUUUUCUCUGGCUUAAUAGAAAUUUGUCAUUUGAAAAGUGAAAAUUUCAUUCGUCGCGGUGGUAAUCAAAUGCGGGCCUAUAUUGGUGAUCGUUUCUUACAGGUCCUAUUACUUGCUCCUCUACUUCGAAAAGACGGAAUAUCCAACAAAAUUUUCGUCUUAUCUGGCUGGACAGCAACAUCGGUGUAUACACACAAGACGUUCAAAAUUCAUUGGAUCAACUAUACCACAUUGUCGAUUGCAACCUAAUCAUUCCAUGUACCGACGCUGAUGAGUGUGUUCAAUUGCUCGAAAAAUUUGAACAACAACAUGUCUUCAUGAUUGUUUCCGGUAAUCUAGGACAAAGUAUAAUGCACCGCAUUCAUGAUAUGCAACAGCUCAUUUCAGUCUUUGUCUUCUGUGGCAACAAAUCCUAUCAUGAACAAUGGACAAGAGACUUUAAAAAAGUGAAGGGUGUUGAAACUGAUAUAAUGCCGAUCUGUAAAAAGCUACUGUCGAUCAUACUCGAAUACUAUCAAAACUGGUUACCAAUAAGCGUUCUCUUGCCGAAUUUGAAACCAAGCCUGAAUUUGAACGAAGUGGACAUUUCAUUUAUUUGUACCCAACUCUUCAAAGAAAAUAUUUUGCAAAUUGACGAGGAUGAGCCAAAGGCUAUUAAAACCUUUACCAAUUAUUGUCAUGACCUGGAUAUCAAGGAAUCUGAUAUAAAAGAAUUUGAAAAAAACUAUCUUCGUUCCGAAGCCAUAUCGUGGUACAAAUCUGAUAGUUUCAUCCCCCGUUUACUUAACUGGGCAAUGCACAUCAAUAACGUAGACGCAAUCCUCAAGAUGGGCUUCUUUAUUAGAGCCCUCCAUCGUAAUAUUCAAGAACUACAGACGAAAAAACUGAAUCACGGCAUGGCACGUUUCAGUGUCUACCAAUAUCAGGAGUUGUCCAAAGACGAUUUUGAAAUACUGAAGAAAGCGGAAGGCGGGCUAAUGUCAUUCAACAGCUUUUUAUGCGCCAGUCAAAAUCGAAAGGCAUACAAAAAGGCUACUUCGAGUGCCACAUUGGUGACUACUCUCUUCUCCAUGGUAAUCGAUCCAGCGAUUUCUUCUAAUCCAUUUGUCACUCUGGACAAGAAAGUCGUCCACUCAUCCGCAAUGGAUACUCUCUUUUCGAUUCACACCAUCUUUGAAAUCAAAAAAGUCGAAAAAAUCAAAGACAACCCCGUAGUAUGGGAAGUGAAACUCAAUUUCACAAGUGACGACGACAAACAGUUAGCUACUCUUAACACACUAAUGCGAGCAGAGAUAUGGGGACUCACAGGUUGGAAUCGACUAAGUGAAUUGCUUGUUAAAUUUCGCGCAUUCAACAAGGCCGAAGAGUUAUGCCAGGCGUUGUGCUCUCAAGAAUCCGAUAACCAUAAGAAAGUAGCUCUUUAUCAGCAACUUGGACGAAUUCAUUGUCAAAAUGACGAAUAUCUCAAGGCGAUUCAAUUCUACCAGAAAGCUAUUGAAACCUGUGAAAAUACUCUCCCUAUAAACCAAGUCAGUUUGGCUGAGUCCUACAAGGGCAUUGGUUUAGUGUACUUCAGAAGAAGCGAGCGAUCAAAAGCACCUGAAGACUACGGCAAAGCACUUGAAAACUACAAAAGAGCAUUUGAAAAGUUUCAAGAAACUCACUCUUCGAAUUGUCUAGAUUUGGCUGAUUGCCUCAACAGAAUUGGUGAUGUGUAUCACAAGAUACCCGACUAUGACAACGCACAAGAGUCAUACAAUCAAGCAAAUCGAAUUCUCCUGCAAGCUCUUCCUCCCGAUCAUCCCGCGUUGGCUAACUCAUAUAACAGAAUCGCUAUGGUGCAUUAUGGCAUGAACAAGUUUGAGGAUGCACUUUUGUACUACGUAAAAGCACUUCAAAUAUUCAAAAAAACCCAACCUCCAAAGUAUCGCGCGUUGGCUGAUUGCUACAGUAACAUUGGCAGCGUUCAUGACCGUAUGGGUCAGAAGUCAGAUGCGAAAUCGAACUUUUCAAAAGCUGAUGAAAUACGAAAACAAAUCCCUGCAUUUAAUUGAUCGUCUUCUUCGAAUUUACGAAAGCAGCUGCGAACGUGUAAAAGAACAGUAAAUUAUUUGUUGUCAAGGUCAUCUAUCUUGAGAUGUGUGUAUAGUAAGACUUAACAUCAUUUGGAUUUCGUCCAUAUUGAAGAUAUUCACAUCAUAUAGGUUGAUGUUUGAUAUUUCCUAAAUAUUAUAGAAAAUCUCUUCAUUCUAAAUAAAAAAUAAAACUCUAAUUUAAACAUAGCUACGUGCUCUUUUGCUACUUGUCAUUAGAACAGAUCAUAACAAUAAAAUAAAUAUGCUUACAUAAAUGCAAAGCGAUGGAACUCCACUAGUAUCGGAAUUUUAAAAGAAGGCAUGUAGAAAAAAGCCUUAUAACUUUCGAACGAAAAGCCAUAGCGACCUGCGGUUUUCAGCAAUUGAUAGAAGAUUAAAGGGGAAACAUUUUUAUAUAAAAAAACAAGGAUUAAAUAAUGGUGGGUGUGGGUGUAAGAGGGUAGAAGACUCACACACAGCCGUACCAUUUUUUAACAUUUUUAUGAAACAGGUUAUUUUCUUUUCAUACAUAAUUUACGCUUAUACAUAGCAGCAACAUUUGAUAUUCAUCGUCUAUGGUCACAUCCACUAGUACCUGAAUUAAUAUCAUCAAUGUAUAAACAAUUAUUAUCAAUAGUGACAACUCAUCUAUCGUCUGAAAUAAAAUUAAAUAAUUUAGAUGUAUCAUUUUACAAUAUGUCUUAUCCAAUAAUCUAUGAUAAACAUAAUAUAUAUAAACAAGGUGAUAUAAAAUUAGAUCGUUCAUCAAAUAUUCAACAAGAUGUUUUUAUUGAUUAUAAAAGUCAAAUUUUAUCUGGUGUCUGUUUAGGUACAUCAUUUAUAAGACAAAACUGUAUUAUUGGUAAAAGUACACAAAUUAUAAAUUUAAUCCUAUGGAACUAUGUACAAAUGAGUGAAAAUCAUAUUGUUAAAAAUUCUAUCAUAUGCGAUAAUGUACUUCUUCCUAAUAAUGUACAAAUAAAUCAAGAAUAUAUGCUUUGUAAAAGUAUUAUUAAGGGUACAAAUGUUCAUUUAAAUCAACGUAUGAUUAUUAUCGCAUCGAAUUCCACAACAUCAACAGCCUUAAUAGAUGAUAUUCAAAUAGAGGAUGAUUUUUCAAUUACAAAAAAAAAUGUCAACAGUUCAAAUUCUAAACAAAGAUCUAAUUCAACAAAUUCAUCAGAAAAAUUCAUUAGUUCACGAAAUGAAGAAACAAUAGUAUCAAAUAGUCAUUUAGUUAGUAUUAAUGAUUUUGAUAAAGAGCUUAUUUUUAAUUCUGUACAUGAUGAUCAAGUAAUAAAUUCUGGAGACAUGAACGAUGAUGAAGAUAAUGACAGUAAUGACGAUAAAAGUCAAUUAAAUGCGUUUGAUGCAUGGGAUGAUCAUCUAAAGCAUAGAAAAAUUACAAGUUCACCAGGCAGUUCAGAUGAUGAUUUUCAAGAAGUUAUUCAUACAUUAAAGCGUGCUUAUAAGAAAAACCUUAAACCAAACAAUAUUAUUGAUGAAGUAAAUAUGUUAAAACCAACAUAUGAUGUAUCACCAACUGAAUUUGAUCAAUUCAUAAUACGUGCUGUAUUUUUACUAUCGCUUGAAAAGAAACUAACUGAUCCAAAAAAUCAAAUUAAUGGGAUGCAGUAA
Molecule: messenger RNA, 4966 nt
Organism: Rotaria sp. Silwood2
Lineage: Eukaryota; Metazoa; Rotifera; Eurotatoria; Philodinida; Philodinidae
Source: the annotation of a GenBank genome assembly